Molecule: messenger RNA, 2351 nt
Organism: Onthophagus taurus
Lineage: Eukaryota; Metazoa; Arthropoda; Insecta; Coleoptera; Scarabaeidae
Product: modular serine protease-like
Biological process (GO): proteolysis
Molecular function (GO): serine-type endopeptidase activity; protein binding
Source: RefSeq, a predicted model, not a curated record
AUACCGUUUUCGUUCGUUUCUACUGGUUGAAGACCUUGAGCAACCUUCGUCGUAGCGGCGGACUGGCAUCGCCGAUCGAGUUUUAUUGUUGUUUAUCUUUUAGUAGUUGCUUUGCUUCGUCGGUUUUUACACUAAAACACCAACCGAUUGAAGAAGACGAUAACCAGUUCUUGUUAUGUUUUGUGUCAAGUCAGCAACUGGUUUUCGCGACGAAGCGAACGUGCCAAAUACAAAAGUUUUCGCGAAAUAUUAAAAUUUUUGUGAUUACUUUGAUUUUGUGAAGUGUUACUUAUUUUAGUGUGGUGAUACUUUUUUGUAGUUUUUCAUUCGUGAUAUUAUUGUUAUUAAUAUGGAUAAUAAGUUUGAGAGCGUUUUUGGUGAUAACAAGUUAAAAAUUUUGGUUAUUUUCUUAUUAUGUAUUUCAUUUUCGGAAGCCCACAAUUUUUGGAAAUUUCCUAGUUAUAAUUCCACAUUAAGCAGAGUAAAAAGACAAAACUGUGGAUUUAAUUGUGCGAAUGGAGACUGCAUUUCUACGGAUAAUGUUUGCGAUGGCACUGUUGAGUGUAAGGAUGGUUCCGAUGAAACUGAGAAAAUGUGCUCUGCUCUUCCAUGUCCUUCAUUUUUAUUUAAAUGCAAUUAUGGAGCUUGUAUAAACAAAGAAAAACUCUGUAAUGGUAUUAAAGAUUGUGCUGAUAAUUCGGAUGAAACUGGACAAGGUUGUACAACCGGUUCUUCAGCUUGCAGCCCAACUGAAUUUCGUUGCCAAAAUGAUGAGUGUAUAAACGCAUUUUUAGUAUGCGAUGGUCGAAAAGACUGUAGUGAUGGUUCGGAUGAAACGGUGGAUUCGUGCAGAGGAAACGUAUGCGCUUCUUUCUUGAUCAAAUGUAAUUAUGGCGCUUGCGUGGAUAAAAACUCACGAUGCAAUGGUAUCAAAGAAUGUGCAGACGGUUCCGAUGAAUUUGGAUGUGACUCAACACCUCCGGUUACAUCAGUUGUAGUGCCGGUUACAACGGUUGUAGUGCCAGUUACACCAUCUACAGGCGGUGAUGUACCUGAUGGCGGUUGUCGUCUGUUAAAUCAUCCACCAAAUGGUCAACGUUACUUUCCCACCGGCCGCAAAUAUGUUCCUAAUGAUCCAGUAGAUAAAGGGACAAGUAUUACGGUUAAAUGUAACCCUGGAUAUAGACCUACCAAUUUAAUAGGAGGCGGCGUUGCUUAUUGUAUAAAUGGAAAAUGGCUUGGAGACACUUCUGACAAUGUUUGCUAUAAAGGGUGUCCACCGUUAAUUGAUUCAACAUUUGUUGCGCAUUGCACAAGAGGUUCCCAAUCAGUAAAUUGUUCAGCAGCAAUCGAAGGCACAGUGGCGAAUGUCGAAUGUAAGAAUUUUUAUACAUACGGAGUACGUAAAACGAAGACCACGCAGUGCAGUGCAGGACAAUGGUAUCCUAAUGUAGGAUCUUGCGAUGCAGAAUGCGGCCUUAAAAGAGUAAACGCACAGACGUUAAUUAUCGGUGGAUCACAAGCACAACCUGGUGAAUAUCCAUGGAUAGUUGCUAUUUACGAUAAUACUAAUACUCACAUUUGCGGAGGAUCGAUUAUUUCAACAAGAUUCGUGGUCUCUGCCGCUCAUUGUUUCAGUAAUUUAGACAACGGAGACGUUUUCGAUAAGGAAGGUUAUACAUUGAUAGCCGGUAAAUUUCAUAGAGACAUCAAUGAUGACCGCGAUAAGGGUACUCAACAAGUGAGGAAAAUUGAAAAAUUAAUUGUUCACGAAGAUUAUAGAGGAAGAAUUAGAAAUUACCAGUACGAUAUCUCACUUAUUAAAUUAAACGAAGACUUGGUGUUGGGGUUACAAGUUCAACCGGUUUGUUUGGAUUAUGAUCACAGAUACGAAGAUAUCAGUUUGACAGAUGGGAAUAAGGGUGUUGUGGCCGGAUGGGGAUACACUUCGGAAGGUUCCGACCCAGCAGCCGAACUUAAAAAAGUCAUUCUACCCGUUCAAAAUCAAGCAAAAUGUAAAGAACACCUACCAAAAGACUUUUAUGACAUAUUUUACACCCCCGAUAAAAUAUGCGCUGGUUACGUUGAUCAAGCUACAACAGUUUGCAGUGGAGAUAGUGGUGGCGGAUUCUAUUUUCAAUCCGAUGUAAAAUUUUAUAUAAGAGGAAUCGUUAGCUUAUCUCCAAGCUCGAAAGUGGGAUGCAGCAAAAAUCUUUAUGCUUUGUAUACAAAGGUUUCGUCGUACGAUAAGUGGUUAGAACGAACAAUGUAUAGCGGAAAUAUUUAAAAAAUAUAAAGAAUUUUGAAUAAACAAAAAGUAUUUUUCAAUAAAAGGCAUUUUAAACUGUAAA